Molecule: messenger RNA, 1934 nt
Organism: Peromyscus californicus insignis
Lineage: Eukaryota; Metazoa; Chordata; Mammalia; Rodentia; Cricetidae
Gene: Dele1
Product: DAP3 binding cell death enhancer 1
Molecular function (GO): protein binding
Source: RefSeq, a predicted model, not a curated record
GGCAGGGCGCCUUGCUGAUUGGCUGGCUGGGGACUCGGCCUCUGGGGACUGCGCAGCGGCCGCGCUGGCCCCUGUCCGGUCCUUCGGCCUUGCUCUCUCGGCCGCGAGCUCUCUAUGGUGCUGGCCGCGACAUGUGGCGCCUGGCAGGGCUCCUGGGGCGAGUUCUUCCCCGCCUACUGGGACCUGGCUUCCGAGGAGUAACACCCAGGCCCACCAGUUCAGAUGGGCCUCAGACAACCUUCACUACCCCGCUGCUUCCUAAAUCCAACCUUGACAAGUCAGGUUCCUAUGGUCCAAGGAGGAACAGAGACCCAAAGUGCCAUAGGUGGAAAGAUGCCUUCCACUGGAUGUCUGCUCCUGUCUCCCCAAACACUCUUCGGGAUGCCGUCUCAUGGGGCACUCUGGCUGUGCUGGCCUUGCACCUGGCGAGGCAGAUCCACUUCCACGCACCCUUGGUAGCAGGACCUCAGCCAGCUGACCGCUGCUCUUGGCACAAUCCCCUGUACCGCUUCCUCUACUCUUCCUGGUGGCACCCACAGUCCUCACUUCGGAGGCACGUUCUUCCCAGGCCUGACCACCCGACUCCUACGUACACUGGCCUCAGGGAACCAAGGCUGGGCCAGAAAGAGCCCUCAGCUCAGCCCCCGUCCUGUCCUUCUGACUGCUCCCUGAGAGCUGGCCUUCUGAACCUACCUGAAGAAGAGCUCAGUGACUUUGACUUCCUGCAUGCCAGUGGGGACUUCACAUCCCAGGCAAAGGCGAACGAGGCCUGCCCUCCUGGAGAAAAAAAUGAACAAGACAAGUCCAAGGCUCUUCCCCUAGAGGAGGCUGUGACUUCCAUCCAGGAACUCUUUCAGCUCAGUGUUGCCAUCGCUUUCAACUUCCUGGGGACAGAGAACAUGAAGACGGGGAACUACACAGCAGCCUUUUCUUACUUCCAGAAAGCCGCAGACCGUGGCUACAGCAAAGCGCAGUACAAUGUGGGCUUGUGUCUCGAGCAUGGCAGAGGCACCCCUAGGGACCUCAGCAAGGCUAUCCUCUUUUAUCGCCUGGCCGCCACCCAGGGCCACAGCCUGGCUCAGUACCGCUAUGCCCGGUGCUUGUUGCAAAGUUCAGGCUCUUUGUCAGACCCUGAGGGGCAGAGGGCAGUGUCUAUGUUGAAGCAGGCUGCAGACUCUGGCUUGACCGAGGCCCAAGCGUUCCUUGGGGUGCUUUUCACCAAGGAGCCCCACCUGGAUGAGCAGAGAGCCGUGAAAUACCUAUGGCUGGCAGCCAGCAAUGGGGACUCUCAGAGCAGAUUCCACUUGGGAAUAUGCUACGAGCGGGGCCUUGGCGUUCGGAGGAAUCUGGGCGAGGCUGUGAAGUGCUACCAGCAGUCAGCAGCUCUGGGGAACAAACCCGCCCAGGAGAGGCUUCGGACCCUCUUUAAUGUGGAGGCCGCAGCCCCAGGGCCCAGCAACCUGGCCAUGACAGGACUGAAGUCUUUCUCCAGCCCCUCCCUCUGUAGCCUGAACACCCUGUUGGCAGGUGCCUCAGGCCUGCCUCAUGCCUCAAGCACUGGGAACCUCGGCCUCCUCUGCAGAGGGAGCCAUCUUGGAGCCAGCCAUGGAGCCCCCAGCAGGGCUAUACCAUCCUUGGAAAGGAGUCUCCUGAGACUGGGUUUUGGCUAAGCCUCACAAGUAACACCAAAAAUACUCAUUCGGUGACCCCAGAAACCCUUGUCACCGUUGCCUUUGUUUUUGAGCAAAUAACUAACCUCUGUUCCUGUGCCUCAGUUUCCCCACCUCAGACCAUAUUAUAGUUUGCCAGUAACCCUUGAUGUGUGCAUGCCCCUGGUAGUUGACAAGAUUUUACGUGGCAUGUAAAUCAAGAUGCUUUACUUUAGUAAUAUGUUUAAUAUAUAAUGCCAAAUAUAAUGAGCAAAUUGGCCUAUA